GAGUGUGUCGAUCGUUACGGGGGACGCGCGCGCCGCCUAGCGCCGCCCGCUCUUGCGGCCGCCGCCCUUCCGCGAGCCGCCGCGGUUGCCGGACCCACGCGAUUUUUUCACGACAGUCUUGGCCCUGGCGCGCUUCGGCGCCUUCUUGUUGAGGGAUUUCCGCUUCGGCGCCGGUUUCCGCGGCGCGUGGACGACGGCGGGCUGGAAGACCUGGUCCGCGAUCAGCGGCACGACGUCCUUGUUCUGCGCGGCGCGGGGGCGCCGGUGCUUCAUUUCUCGAUUCGUGCGCGAGGACCUGCGGUUUGCAAUGUAAUGUCUAGGGCAGUGGUUGUGGUGCUUUCAUGCUUUCGCCGCGGGGCAGCGGUCGCGAGCCGACCGGAUACGUCGGCCGGCGCGCGCGCGGUGCGGUAGGGCAGCGAAAUUCGGCGCCGGUGCUACUGUUCCUGUGCGAGAGCGAGCUU
This is a messenger RNA of Pelagomonas calceolata, 461 nucleotides long. The record is from the annotation of a GenBank genome assembly. NCBI's taxonomy places the organism in Eukaryota, Pelagophyceae, Pelagomonadales, Pelagomonadaceae.